CAGCACCUUGGUUCCAUGGAAGAUAUUCAGGGAGGAGUUGAACAACGUGCAUCCCAUAUCAUCUGGUUUGGAGACGAUGGCGUUGAAGACCACCAUCGAUCUCACGUGUAACGACUUUAUAUCGAAUUUUGAAUUUGAUGUUUUUACGAGAUUAUUCCAACCGUGGAGUACGUUACUCCGAAACUGGCAACUGUUAGCGGUCACGCAUCCAGGAUAUGUGGCGUUUUUAACGUACGACGAGGUCAAGGCGAGGCUCCAGAAGUAUAUACACAGGGCUGGCAGUUAUGUGUUUAGGUUAUCAUGUACGCGGCUCGGCCAAUGGGCGAUAGGCUACGUGACGGUGGACGGAGAGAUCCUUCAGACGAUACCCCAGAACAAGAGCUUAGUACAAGCUUUAUUAGAUGGAUAUAGAGAGGGAUUUUACCUUUACCCGGACGGUCGGGACGUGAACCCGGACCUCAGCAGUGCAAUCAUAUCACCAGCCGAAGAUCAUAUCACUGUAACACAGGAACAGUACGAGUUGUAUUGUGAAAUGGGUAGCACGUUCCAAUUAUGUAAAAUUUGCGCGGAAAACGACAAGGACAUCAGGAUAGAACCCUGUGGGCAUCUACUAUGUACACCCUGCUUAACUGCGUGGCAAAUUGAUUCGGAAGGUCAAGGUUGUCCAUUCUGUCGAGCAGAGAUCAAAGGGACUGAGCAGGUCGUAGUGGACGCGUUUGUACCACCACGCCCGCCUAACACAACGUCAGAUAAAAACACAAAGACUGCAGUAAAACCGGUGUCUUCAAAUUCAUCCGGUUCUUCCGGAUCGUCCGGUUGCAAUGGUUCCAGUGUGGACGUGACAAUAUCAGGCAGUGCAAACGGCUGGGCGUCAAGAAACACAACAUUCAACGGACUCACAGAUGACAUUGACGAUGCCGAGGAUUGGGCAGAAUUCAACGCAGCCACCUCCACAAUAGACGCUUUGAGGCCAUCAGUGCGAUCCCCGGGCGCUUCGCCCCGCCAUAGCCCGAGGGCGCCGCGUAGGGCUCCGCAACCCAAUGAAAAUGCGUAUGGGGAAUUACGGGCGCCCCCAUUACCGCCUAGGAAGAGCCUGUCUCCGGCAGAACCUGCUAUCGUCGCUGCGUCUAGUGUUCAAGAUAUAGCAGCGGCCAGUAGCGCUCAUACGGAGCCACGAAGACGAUCCUCAUUAGAACCGGAGCCUGACUCCCGACACCGGCUCACCUCCAUCAUUACAGGCUCCACGGAAACCAUUACAGGGGUCAUUGACACCAGACAUGAGGUGCCACCUGACCCAAGGGCCUUUGAAAAACCCCGACGAGCCUGCACACCGCAGUCAAAUAGUCGUCCCCUUCCCGCACCCCCGCCCGAACGACCCGCAGAAACCCCCACUCCCACCGAACCCAAACCAGAGCGACAUCUACCGGACAACAGAUACAAUAACGAAAGACAAGAACUCCCAAACAGACAGGAAAGACCACCAGAUAACCGACAUCCCCCAAAUCCCCCCGAAAAUAGGCACCCAGUCCCCGAAAAUAGGCACCCAGUCCCCGAAAAUAGACACCCAGUGCCCGAAAACAGGCACCCAGUCCCCGAAAACAGGCCAAAUGACAGACACGUGCCAGAACGUCACCAAGAAAAUAGGCCAGAGAGGAUGGAGAGGCAAGACCGCCAUAUCCCCACCCCAGAGAGGCAAGAAAGACAUAUACAAGACAACAGACACGAGAUCCGAGUCAUGGAUAACAGAUCAGAAAGGCACAUUGCUCCAAUUGAUAAAUCGGAACGACAUUUGCCUCUAUCAGAUUCCCGGCAUACGGAUUUCCGUCUACCUCCAGAAAGACCGCCGGAGAAACCUGAUAGAAUUAUUGAAUCUAGGAGUAGUUUUGAUCGGGAAACUAGGCUUGAGAAUAGGGCACCGCCCAGGCAAAGGUCCUUGCCUGCGACGACAAGUGGGAGCGUCGACCAGCCUACGAAGUCCACUACAAUGCCUAAGUUCCCCUCAGAAGAUAUAAAAGACCCACCGUAUGAAAAUGUGGCUGUGGAGAAGAAUGAAUUGGCUGUAGCACCUAAAAAAAUCAACCCGCUCACGCACGACAAACACGGACGGAAAUACGGCGACAAUGUGUCGUAUGAAAACAUAAAUUUAGAUUAUAUCGCUCGUUUGGUAGGUGAGGGGUACCCAAAAGACAUCGUGGUACGCGCAUUGGGCAUCACACGUAAUGAUCUGGAAAUGGCCUGCGAUAUACUACAUGAGUUUGGAUCUAAAGUACCUAAUAAGUGUUAA
Spodoptera littoralis (African cotton leafworm) is the source of this 2284-nucleotide messenger RNA. Lineage: Eukaryota; Metazoa; Arthropoda; Insecta; Lepidoptera; Noctuidae. The record is from the annotation of a GenBank genome assembly.